UUGCCGCUCGAAUGAAAUGGACGGUACAUUUACCUGGUCAGAUCCCGACUCUCAAACGCAUGACGUCUUUUCAGAUCAGUCUUUACCUGCAGACAAAGGCGGAGAAGAAAAGCGACAAUGGCCACAAGUCGGCGAUAUCAGAUCAAAAGAGCAAGCGGCAAUGGAACCUGACGCGUGGCGCCCACUGCUGGAUCACAAGGGUUCCCGUGAACGCCCAUGCGCAGAGCAGCGUCGAGUCCAUGUGAGCGACAUUCCGCGCCGUGGAAACGUCACCGCGGUGUUACAUCUGUCCCCCAUCCCGCACAUCGCAAACUCGUCGCCGAGUGGCGCCCGAGUCAACGGAUCGAUGACGUAACGCCUUGCAGGCCGUGACUCAGGCACUUCGCCGUCCACGAUUAACAGCGCAAAUUAAAUAAAUUCAAUGUCAACUGCGAAUAA
This is a messenger RNA of Gigantopelta aegis, 438 nucleotides long. RefSeq lists its product as uncharacterized. The record is from RefSeq and is a predicted model, not a curated record. Bases 17 to 355 code for a protein of 112 amino acids. The transcript is spliced from 3 exons. NCBI's taxonomy places the organism in Eukaryota, Metazoa, Mollusca, Gastropoda, Neomphalida, Peltospiridae.